Molecule: messenger RNA, 6880 nt
Organism: Panthera uncia (snow leopard)
Lineage: Eukaryota; Metazoa; Chordata; Mammalia; Carnivora; Felidae
Gene: APPBP2
Product: amyloid beta precursor protein binding protein 2
Exons: 13
Coding region: 323-2080 (585 amino acids)
Biological process (GO): intracellular protein transport
Molecular function (GO): protein binding
Source: RefSeq, a predicted model, not a curated record
CGUCAUGACGCCGCACACGCAGCCCCGCCCCUGCAGAGCUCGGUGCUGGGACGGAACCCGGGUUUCUCUCAAACCCGGAAUGUGAGGCCUGGGCUUGGCUCUCCCUGGACCCGUGCGCCGCUGUUUACCCGGGCCUGGGUGCGCCGCUGCUGCCCUACAGCUCGCCCCGAAGGAGCCAGGGUGGCCGUGCGCUUCUGCCGUGUGCCCGCGUGGCUGCCGCCGCCCGUCCGAAUCCUCCGGGGCCGCAGAGGAGUUCGCUACGGAGGGAGGCGGGGGCCUUCGGGAGGAGGAGGCGGAGGAGGCGGAGGAGGAGGGAAGGAAGAUGGCGGCCGUGGAACUAGAGUGGAUCCCAGAGACUCUGUAUAACACCGCCAUCUCCGCUGUCGUGGACAACUACAUCCGUUCCCGCCGAGACAUCCGCUCCUUGCCCGAGAACAUCCAAUUCGAUGUUUACUACAAGCUUUACCAACAGGGACGCUUAUGUCAACUGGGCAGUGAAUUUUGUGAAUUGGAAGUUUUUGCUAAAGUAUUGAGAGCUUUGGAUAAAAGACAUUUGCUUCAUCAUUGUUUCCAGGCUUUGAUGGAUCAUGGUGUGAAAGUUGCUUCAGUCUUGGCCUACUCAUUCAGUAGGCGGUGCUCUUACAUAGCAGAAUCUGAUGCUGCAGUAAAAGAAAAAGCCAUUCAGGUUGGCUUUGUUUUAGGUGGCUUUCUUUCAGAUGCAGGGUGGUACAGCGAUGCUGAGAAAGUUUUUCUGUCCUGCCUUCAGUUGUGUACUCUACAUGAUGAGAUGCUUCAUUGGUUUCGUGCAGUAGAAUGUUGUGUGAGGUUGCUUCAUGUGCGAAAUGGAAACUGCAAAUAUCACUUGGGUGAAGAGACGUUUAAGUUAGCUCAGACAUAUAUGGAUAAACUCUCAAAACAUGGCCAGCAAGCAAACAAAGCUGCACUGUAUGGAGAACUGUGUGCACUACUAUUUGCAAAAAGUCACUAUGAUGAGGCUUACAAAUGGUGCAUUGAGGCAAUGAAAGAAAUCACAGUGGGCUUACCAGUCAAAGUUGUGGUGGAUGUUUUAAGACAAGCUUCUAAGGCUUGUGUUGUAAAACGUGAAUUUAAGAAGGCAGAACAGCUAAUUAAACAUGCAGUGUAUUUGGCACGGGAUCAUUUUGGAUCCAAACACCCAAAAUACUCUGAUACACUGCUAGAUUAUGGGUUCUACUUACUCAAUGUAGAUAAUAUCUGUCAGUCUGUUGCAAUUUAUCAGGCAGCCCUUGACAUUCGGCAGUCAGUGUUUGGUGGCAAAAAUAUCCAUGUAGCAACAGCUCAUGAAGACUUGGCUUAUUCUUCUUAUGUUCACCAGUAUAGCUCUGGGAAAUUUGACAAUGCACUAUUUCAUGCAGAAAGAGCUAUUGGUAUCAUUACCCACAUUCUACCUGAAGAUCAUCUUCUUUUGGCUUCUUCAAAGAGGGUGAAAGCUCUUAUUUUAGAGGAGAUUGCAAUUGACUGUCAUAAUAAAGAAACUGAACAGAGGCUGCUUCAAGAAGCUCAUGAUUUGCACCUGUCUUCACUCCAACUAGCUAAAAAAGCUUUUGGGGAAUUUAAUGUACAGACUGCAAAACACUAUGGAAACCUUGGAAGACUUUACCAGUCAAUGAGAAAAUUUAAGGAAGCUGAAGAAAUGCACAUCAAAGCAAUUCAGAUUAAAGAGCAACUUCUUGGUCAAGAAGAUUAUGAAGUAGCCCUUUCCGUGGGACAUCUGGCUUCUUUAUACAAUUAUGACAUGAAUCAGUAUGAAAAUGCUGAGAAACUUUAUUUGCGCUCUAUAGCGAUUGGGAAGAAACUGUUUGGUGAAGGCUACAGUGGACUAGAAUAUGACUACCGAGGUCUCAUUAAACUUUACAACUCCAUUGGGAAUUAUGAGAAAGUGUUUGAAUAUCACAACGUUCUGUCUAACUGGAACCGGUUGCGAGAUCGUCAGUAUUCGGUGACCGAUGCUCUUGAAGACGUCAACACCAGCCCCCAGUCCACUGAAGAAGUGGUACAGUCCUUCUUGAUUUCUCAGAAUGUGGAGGGACCGAGCUGCUGAGGGAGUACCUCAGUUAACUAAUUUACCUUUUCCCAGAUUCCAGGGAAUUCAUACUGUGAAAUCAAAACCAUGUUGUUUUUUGGGGCUGGAAUUUGCAUUGAAACACUGGUCCAGUCCAUUGACCCUAUUUGGGUGAUCCCUAUCUUGCAGAGUGUCCGUAGGAAUAAGCAUAUAUUCAGUUAUAUUCAGCAUGUACCGCAUGUAUAAGUAGUCUGGCCCAUAUUUUCAACCUAGUAGAACAAACAACAGGAAAUCUUUUUGUUGUUGUUUUUUUUUUUUUCAUUUAAAAAAAUAAUUCAUUUUGCAGAAAGCCUGAAAAGAACCCCUAAAUAAAACUAUUUAAGAGUUUAAAAGAGUUGCAUUCUUAUUAUGUAAGGAUGAUUUUAACAACUUUUUAACAUAUAAUUCUUCCUUGUGGAGGUAUUCAAUACUGUAUUGUAAAGAAAUUUUAUGGGGAAAAUCUUUAUAUGCAGUAUGGAAAAGUUAACACAGUGCUGAUAGAAGAGGGACAUCCUGACUUAGGUUUGGCCACCUUACCCACGGAAGUGGAUACAGCCACUCCAGAGCUCUCUUACAAGGGAAGGACUGUCAGAUUCAUCUGAACUGGACCAGUGUUGAUCUGUAAAUCAUAGAAAAGCUGACAGACCAGCACUUUUAUUAACCCUUUGGUUGUGUUGGGGUUUUUUGGUACAACAAUGCAAGAUGCUCUGAUAGCAUUUGCUGACAGGACCAGGAGGACCUAAAAUGGACCAGCCUAAUCUAGAAAGGGGUUAUUUGGACCAGAGGCUUUAGGUUAUUAUUUUAGCCCCUGCAUAUACUUUUAUCAGUAGAAUGUUUCAUUUAGAUAUAUGAUGAAAAGUAAUAAUGCAAAACUUAUAUUCAUGUAAUUAGACACGAAACUUGGGAAAUUUGGCAAUUUCAGUGGCAUAUCUUUAGUCAGUGUGCACAGAUGGCAGUGCCAUAAGCAAGUCUAUAAAUAUCUGCCGCAACCAACCCCCUCAUUUUAAAUGUUACCCUAAUAAUCAGUGCAAUUAACAAGUAUAUUGGCUAAGAGUCAUGAAAUAAUAGCUCAUGUUUGGGAGGGACUUUUAGGUUACUAUGUGGUUUGUGGGGAUUCAUGGAAAAAUGAAUGCCCAAAAGAAGCAAUUCUUCUGAGAUCCUUUGUUUUUAUGGUAAUAAUAGUACAACUGGGUCGUUUUAUUUGAACUUCAAGAGUCAAAUACAAAGAUCCCCUAAUUAUAUAUCUAUUUCACUAACUUGUCUUCCUUUUAUUGGGUUUUGAUUUUUUAAAUUUUAACCCAGUCGGGUUAUUUAAUGUUGAGAUAAUUAAUAUUCAAAUUUGGGAAGUUGUAACAUGUAGCAAUUCAAGAAACAAAAGGUCUUUUGCUGUUACCUCAGUUCUUAUUAUAGUGGCCUAUUGGGUGCCUCUAUAGUUAAGAAUCAGGGUUUUCCCCCCUAUUUUCAGGGGUUCAUGACUUGGCUGUUAGAGAUGUUACUCUUGGCUAAUGCUUGGAGUAGUUUGUGGGUGAGUGAAUGUGUGUUGAAUUUUGGUUUUCUUUUAACAUGCACGUUGGGGUUGGAGGGGGGAAGAAAUCUAAACUGUCUGCCACAUUGAGUACAGAAAAAUUAAUUAGAGAUUUCAGAUCAAUUUGAUUUUAAACACUUUUGAACUUCGCAAAUCUAAUCUUGUUUAAAACUAUAAUUUGCAGUCUUGUUAUGAGCCAGUGUUUUUAAGACCCCAGGAGGGGAUUGACUGGGGGAGGUACGUAAAGAGAUGAAACAAGCCUGGACCCUAGGAUUAUAACUAUGAUUUCAAAACCUGAGUUUAUUCCUCAAAUUGAAUUAGUUUCUUUUUAAUUUUAAAAGGAGUACAUUGGCACACCUGCAUCUCCCCUCCCAGCUCAUUGCAGUCUAAUGCCAAGAGGCACCUCUUUGUUAAUUACCAAAUAGUCUGUGACCAAGGACUAACAUUUUUUAAGUUACUCAGCUCUAUCCUCGUGGGCCUAUAUAUUUAAUACCUCCAAAGAUAUUUUCAGGAUAGGCUUUGUAUACUUUUGUUGGUUAUUUAGAGUCCUGUGGUAUGUUUGUGGUAUAGGAAUGUCAUGGUAAAUUGUUUUUCAAUAAAUAUUUUGAAACUCACGUUUCCAUACGAAGUUUUUUUUUUUUGUUUUGUUGUUUUUUUUUUUUUUUUUUUUGUAAUCUGUAUUUUUUGGUUUUGUGCACAUACAGCAUUUCCUAUGAUAAAAUCAAGCAAAUGACUUAAGGCCUCAUCCUCUCUUAAUUCAGUUUGAGCUAUAAAGCAACAUGAUAUUUAGAAGCCUAAGAUCACAGGGUGAUAAUGUUAAGUGGCAGCCAGUUUUUCUAAAAACCAUUGGUAGUUUCCCUUUAUUACCACUGCUUUAAUGUAGUGUUCUGUAAAUCUGUUUGAUUUAAUGCAAACACUGUAGGAUGAGAAAAGAGAUUGCCAGUUUCUGUUAAUGAUCUAACAAUAUGUUAUUAAUUCUGGUUCUAAUGAAUAAUACCCUUAUGAUUUUAAGUGUGGGAUUUAUCCUUUUCCUAGGGAUGUUUAGGGUAAAUUAGAGAGGUGAAUGUCACCAUGAUUUAUGGGGUUAAAAAGAAUCUCAAAGAAAGAAAAGAAUAAAAUUUACCUCACAAUAACCAAUAGCUUGCACAAGCUUUUCACAUAGGGUGGGGUUAGGUGUAAGGAAGCCUAAACCAACCUAAAGAUAUUUCUGAAAGUUCAGCAAAAUAAUAAUGGGCCUUUGGUCUCAUUCUUCCUGACUUUCAUUUCUUUCCUCUUACCCAGUCUUUUUCCUAAAGUUUGGUGCUAUUCAAGUUGGGUGCAUCAGGGGGCUCUACAAAUACUCAUGUGCUACAGAUUGUCAGUCACUCCAGCAUCCAGUGUAACAGAACUGAUUGGGUUUUUUAGAACACCAUAUUUAAGGGUUCCCAAAGCUGACUUUGCCCUAGGCUUUAGGACCUCUAUUGUCAUCAAAGCUCUGUCUCUGCUUGGUUAAAAACAAACUCACCAUUGCUCUGUAGUAACCCUUGUGCAGUAUGCGCUCAUUAGUGAAAAUAAAGGAUUUGACAAAGGCCUUUGUUCCCAGCCUGUUUGGGAAGAGUUCAUAAUGUUGUGAAAAUUAAGUACAGAGGCUGCAAUCUUAUACAUAAAUGGGAGUGCCAUUUGGUAGCUCCUUACGUGCAAACAGAAUGCUGAACAGUAAACACACCUGAAACACAAUUGAAGCUUGUGGCCGUACUUUACGAAUUGAAACAACGGUUUGCUUAGUAGCAGGUAUUCUUAACUACCACUUGGUCUUUAUUUUUCUCCCCAGAAUUUGUAGCCUUGCUGCUUGCAAACUCUUCCUUUCCUGGAUGGCAAAGUUACUACUGGAAAAAUACUUAUUUAUAUAAGUAUAGACUUUUUCAAGAGUUUUAUUUUUGCUUUAAAAAUUAAUGUAUAUAUUUCACCUCUUGGCUUUGGAGGACCUCAGUUCUUGCUAGGAAAAAGAAAAUUUUUUAAUCUGACACUUGGAUUACUAUCCAGCUUGAACACUAGUAGUUGUAUUGUCCACAAAUCUCAGGAAUGUGUUAGGCAGAAAACUGGUUUUACCCUGUUGGUGAUCUGAAGGAAUGUGCUUUAGGAUUUAUUAAAUAAUACUAUUCUUUAAUUGCAAUCCUAGGUAUCUAUAGCAUGAGUGGCCUUAGUGAGUUUGUUGAAGUGCACAUUUUUUUCAAAAGUAAAAUUUAAGAUUAAAAAUAUAUGCUAUAUAUAGAUAUCUAGAAAACCUGGUUUGUGGUGCACAAAUUAAGUGUUGGAUCACUAAAUAACUGUUGCAGGUACCAUUUGUGUAACAUUACUCAUUUCUGUAUAUUCCUUUUAUGGAAAGAUAUGUUGCCAUGGUAACUAAAACUUUUCAAUUUAGUUCUACUUUUAUGAUGUGAAUGAAUGCUACAUUUUAUUAAAUAUUACCAAGUCAGUACUAUUUUUAUACUUUAUUAAGCAACAGGGGAUUUUAGGUUAGUAGACUCAAAAGCUCUUAAUGAAACAAAUUACUAACAAUUCUUUACAUGAAAAUCCCCACGAAUAGUGCCACAGUAAUUUCUAUAGAAAUAUCUAGGGUCAUUGAUAGAUUUUUUUUAAGACGAUUCUUCAUUGUGUCAGAAUGACCUUUCAUAUCAUCCUUAACACAAACUUGUAGUGCCCACCAUUAUGUGUAACCAUUGAACCAUACUAAGUAUGUUUGUAACCAGCAUUGUGAUAUAUUCUGUACUUGUAUUGCUAAAAAUGAAUUAUUGACCUAAUAAAUAUAGUGUUCCUGCAUUCAUAGUGUAUCUGUUUCGAAUGUAGUUGUGAUCACUUUUGGUCAGGACUUGGGAUUAUUAUUGCAGCCUGUCUUUAUUAGAGAACAGUGUGAGAGAAGCUGUUGGAACCAGAACAAAGUGCUCUUGUUCAAGAAAAAUAAGAUGUGUGGCAGAGGAGACACGUGGUAACAGCAUCUGGAGAUGGUGCUCACGAAGGUACUUGGAAAAGACAAGGUAGUACUUAAUGCAGGAGGUGUUUAGUCUUUACAAAAGUAACUACACCAUUUUCCCUAGUCUUCUAUCUCUGAAGCUGAAGGCGGGUGAGGAGACCUGUUGAAACUCUGCUGGCAAUAGUGGAGAGAACCCUGGAUUUGGGUUUCAGUUCCAGCUCUGCCUCUGAGCAGUAAGAAUCUGAGAUCCGUCAUUAUGAACCUCUUUGUGUUUCAUUUCUUCAUAUGAAUGGGGGGGGGGGGUGUCAAAAUAGGUCUUUUAAAA